CCUAUUUAUUGUCAAAUUUGUUUGUUUGCGCUUUAGUUUGAUAUCGCAACAUGGACGCUUUGGAGGCACUGGCGCCGUUGCAUCGUAUCUGCCAGUUGUGCAACCUGUGGCCGUGGCGCCUCAAUGAGAGCACAAGGCAGCUGCAGCGCUGCCGCUGGCUGGAGCUCUAUGGCUGGCUGGUGCUGUUGGGCUCGAGCGUAUUCCUGGCUUACGGCCUGUUCAAUGCGGAUCAUCUGAUGCGCGAGGACUCCAGCGUGACGGGCAACAUUGGCCAUACGGUGGACUAUAUACAGCUGGUGGGCAUACGCGUGGCGCAUGUCAUGGCACUGCUCGAAGCGCUGUGGCAGCGUCGCGCCCAGAGCAGCUUCUUCACCCAGCUGCAGGAGCUGGACCGCGAGUUUGCGCGUCUGCUGCACAUCGAAGUGAACAACGAGCAGUUGCGUCGUCGCAUGACCCAGCGCGCUGCCUGGAUGCUGGCGGGCUAUGUGCUCAGCCAGGGCUUCAUACUGAUUACCAAGAUGCUGGGCACAGAUCACACCUUUCCCAUGUACUGGCUGGCCUAUCUACUGCCGCUGCUCGUCUGCGGCGUGCGCUACUUUCAAAUCUUUACGGCCGUGCUGCUGGUGCGCCAGCGUCUGGAUCUGCUGUUGCGUCUGCUGCAGUCGCUGCAGCUGAACGAGACGCUGCCAGGCGGCGAGCACAGCUGCGACUGCAAGUACAUUGUCCAGCAGCUGGACAGGGAUGCGUUGGCUGCGCAGCAGCGCAGUCUGCAGCGUCUGAUGGCCGCCAGGCAACUUUAUCAGCGGCUCUGGCUGUUGGUCUCGCUGCUGAAUCGUUGCUUUGGCCUGUCCAUGCUUAUGAAUCUGGGCAACGACUUUCUGGCCAUCACCUCCAAUUGCUAUUGGAUAUUCCUCAACUUUCGCCAAUUCGCUGCCUCGCCGCAGGACUUUUUGCAAAUUAUCGGCAGCGCAGUUUGGUCCACGCCUCAUGUGGGCAAUGUUCUGGCCUUGGCUUUGAUUUGCGAGCGCGCCGCUUACUGUGUAAGUAUCGAGGUCUAAGUCAGCUUAGGCAUGUCCUUAAAGCAAGCUUUCCACUUACAGACCACACGCCUGGCUCUGAGCUUGCAUCACAUACGCGUCAAUCUACAAAACGAAAGUCAAAAUGCACUGGUGAGUCUAUAUAUAUACAAAAUAGGCAUAACAAAUC
Molecule: messenger RNA, 1206 nt
Organism: Drosophila busckii
Lineage: Eukaryota; Metazoa; Arthropoda; Insecta; Diptera; Drosophilidae
Gene: Gr2a
Product: putative gustatory receptor 2a
Exons: 1
Coding region: 51-1058 (335 amino acids)
Biological process (GO): sensory perception of taste
Cellular component (GO): membrane; axon; dendrite
Source: RefSeq, a predicted model, not a curated record